Molecule: messenger RNA, 1442 nt
Organism: Trifolium pratense (red clover)
Lineage: Eukaryota; Viridiplantae; Streptophyta; Magnoliopsida; Fabales; Fabaceae
Product: 60S ribosomal protein L4-like
Exons: 2
Coding region: 55-1275 (406 amino acids)
Biological process (GO): translation
Cellular component (GO): cytosolic large ribosomal subunit; ribosome
Molecular function (GO): structural constituent of ribosome; RNA binding
Source: RefSeq, a predicted model, not a curated record
AACAACUCUCACAUAACAGAGCAUUCAAAACCCUAGCUUCUGUUUCGUCCAGAAAUGGCUUCCGCCGCCGCAAGACCCCUCGUCACCGUCCAAACACUCGAUUCAGAUAUGGCAACCGAUUCCCCAACCACCCUACCCAUUCCCGACGUAAUGAGAGCCUCAAUUCGUCCCGAUAUCGUCAAUUUCGUCCACUCCAACAUCUCAAAAAAUGCUCGCCAACCCUACGCCGUCAGCCGCCGUGCCGGACACCAAACCUCCGCCGAAUCAUGGGGAACAGGUCGUGCUGUCUCCCGUAUCCCUCGUGUUGCUGGUGGUGGUACUCACCGUGCAGGACAAGCAGCCUUCGGAAACAUGUGUCGCGGUGGUCGGAUGUUUGCUCCGACGAGAAUCUGGCGCCGCUGGCACCGUAAGAUCAAUGUCAAUCAGAAACGUUAUGCUGUUGUUUCUGCUAUUGCUGCUUCUGCAGUUCCUUCACUUGUUCUCGCUCGUGGCCAUAGGAUCGAAGCUGUUCCUGAAUUUCCACUUGUUGUUGGUGAUUCUGCUGAAGGAGUUGAGAAAACAAAGGAAGCAAUCAAGGUUUUGAAGAAGAUUGGAGCUUUUCCUGAUGCUGAGAAAGCGAAAGAUAGCCAUGCAAUUCGUCCUGGAAAAGGUAAAAUGCGUAACCGUCGCUAUAUAUCUCGUAAGGGACCGUUGAUUGUUUAUGGUACCGAUGGAGCUAAAGCUGUUAAAGCUUUUAGGAAUAUUCCUGGUGUUGAAAUUGCUAAUGUUGAAAGACUUAAUCUUUUGAAACUUGCACCUGGUGGACAUUUAGGUAGAUUUGUUGUUUGGACUAAAUCUGCAUUUGAGAAACUCGAUUCGAUUUAUGGUUCUUUUGAUAAGGGUAGUGAGAAGAAAAAGGGGUAUGUUUUACCUAGGGCAAAGAUGGUUAAUUCUGAUUUGACUAGGAUUAUUAAUUCUGAUGAAGUUCAAUCUGUUGUGAGGCCUGUUAAGAAGGAUGUUAAGCGCGCCACGCUUAAGAAGAAUCCUCUUAAGAAUCUUAAUGUUAUGCUUAGACUUAAUCCUUAUGCUAAGACUGCUAAGAGGAUGGCUUUACUUGCUGAGGCUGAAAGGGUUAAGGCUAAGAAGGAAAAGCUUGAUAAGAAGAGGAAGACUGUUACUAAGGAGGAAGCCUCAGCCAUUAAGGCUGCAGGAAAAGCAUGGUACAACACCAUGAUCUCAGAUUCAGACUAUGCCGAAUUUGACAACUUCUCCAAGUGGUUGGGUGUAUCACAGUGAUGUCCAUCAUUUAUAUUUUCGUAUUAGUUUUUUGUUUUGGAAGGUUGCUUAAUCUAAAUAUUUUUGGGUUUUUAUUGUUUUGUGAGUUAUUGGAGUUAUCACAUAUUAUGCAGACAUCAUUGAAAUUUUGUUUAUCUUAUUUAAAGUACAAACUCUUUGUCCUUCAA